Molecule: messenger RNA, 495 nt
Organism: Gilbertella persicaria
Lineage: Eukaryota; Fungi; Mucoromycota; Mucoromycetes; Mucorales; Choanephoraceae
Exons: 4
Coding region: 1-495 (164 amino acids)
Source: RefSeq, a predicted model, not a curated record
AUGCCUUUUGCAUUUAAAGCCAUCUCUAUUGUUUAUCAACAAUUUGAUAUAUUCGCUAUUAUUGAAUUGCCUCACUUGUGCAUAAUUGUACUCUACACAUACUUGGUUCCUUUAACUGUCUUUGUCUUGAUCCAAUUGGUCUAUUCUACAUGGUUAUUAUCCAACAGAGAGAUGUAUAUUCAAGAAAACCUAGACAUUUCAUGGCAACUAGCAUACAUGACAAACACAGAGCUUUUGUAUGAUAUGCAAGAUCAUUGGCAUUGUCAAGGUUUUAUGACUCGCUUCGAUCGCCCCAUCUUGUCACUAGAUACACAUGCGUUGUCAAAAGCAUGCUAUCCAAUUCUGUCAAGAACAUUUGGGCCUGCUAUAUUUGUUUGGGGAAUUGUCUUGUGGAUCAUGAAACUAGUCCAGGCAAUUGGUCUCUUGUUUAUGUACACCUUUUACUUUGAUCAAAACUAUGUCUUUGACAAAUUGUCACAAAAAAACUUGAUUUAG